Messenger RNA from Labrus bergylta (ballan wrasse), 1398 nucleotides. The record is from RefSeq and is a predicted model, not a curated record. Lineage: Eukaryota; Metazoa; Chordata; Actinopteri; Labriformes; Labridae.
UUCCAACCCAAGUCCCAUCCCAAGUCUCAACCCAAGUCUCAACCCAAGUCCCAUCCCAAGUCCCAUCCCAAGUCUCUACCCAAGUCCCAUCCCAAGUCCCAUCCCAAGUUCCAACCCAUGUCCCAUCCCAAGUCUCAACCCAAGUCCCAUCCCAAGUCCCAUCCCAAGUCUCUACCCAAGUCCCAUCCCAAGUCCCAACCCAAGUUCCAACCCAUGUCCCAUCCCAAGUCUCAACCCAAGUCCCAUCCCAAGUCCCAUCCCAAGUCUCUACCCAAGUCCCAUCCCAAGUCCCAUCCCAAGUCUCAACCCAAGUCCCAUCCCAAGUCCCAUCCCAAGUCUCAACCCAAGUCCCAUCCCAAGUCCCAUUUCAAGUCUCUACCCAAGUCCCAUCCCAAGUCCCAUCCCAAGUCUCAACCCAAGUCCCAACCCAAGUCUCAACCCAAGUCCCAUCCCAAGUCCCAUCCCAAGUCCCAUCCCAAGUCUCAACCCAAGUCCCAUCCCAAGUCCCAUCCCAAGUCUCUACCCAAGUCCCAUCCCAAGUCUCAACCCAAGUCCCAUCCCAAGUCCCAUCCCAAGUCUCUACCCAAGUCCCAUCCCAAGUCCCAUCCCAAGUCUCUACCCAAGUCCCAUCCCAAGUCCCAUCCCAAGUCUCAACCCAAGUCCCAACCCAAGUCUCAACCCAAGUCCCAUCCCAAGUCCCAUCCCAAGUCUCAACCCAAGUCCCAUCCCAAGUCCCAUCCCAAGUCUCAACCCAAGUCCCAACCCAAGUCCCAUCCAAGUCUCAACCCAAGUCCCAUCCCAAGUCCCAUCCCAAGUCUCUACCCAAGUCCCACCAAGUCCCAUCCCAAGUCCCAUCCCAAGUCCCAACCCAAGUCCCAACCCAAGUCCCAUCCCAAGUCUCAACCCAAGUUCCAACCCAAGUCCCAACCCACGUCCCAUCCCAAGUCACAUCCCAAGUCCCAUCCCAAGUCCCAACCCAAGUCCCAACCCAAGUCUCAACCCAAGUCCCAUCCCAAGUCACAACCCAAGUCCAAACCCAAGUCCCAACCCAAGUCCCAUCCCAAGUCCCAUCCCAAGUUCCAACCUAAGUCCCAACCCAUGUCCCAUCCCAAGUCCCAACCCAAGUCCCAACCCAAGUCCCAUCCCAAGUCACAACCCAAGACCCAACCCAAGUCACAACCCAAGUCCCAACCCAAGUUCCAUCCCAAGUCCCAUCCGAAAUUCCAACCCAAUUUCCAACCCAAGUCCCAUCCCAAUCCCAACCCAAGUCCCAACCCAAGUCUCAACACAAGUCCCAACCCAAGUCCCAACCCAAGUCCCAACCCAAGUCUCAACUCAAGUCACAACCCAAGUCCCAACCCAAGUCCCCACAGACUGCCACCCGCAUCACAAACAUAA